GAAAAAAAAACAAAACUCCCCGGAUACUGACUAGGCUGAGACCGGCUCGGAACUUUCUAGAAAAGUCGCGGCUUGCCUUUUGCCUUCUGUGUGAGAGGAAGCGGCAGGCUCCUUGCUCGGCUCCCUCAAGCGCUAGACCUCGUGUGGUAUUUUUUUUUUUAAUUUCUCGGCCGGCGGCGCGAGCGUAUGGUAUCAGCUGAACCAUGGUGAAGGAGACCACAUAUUAUGAUGUGCUUGGGGUAAAGCCCAAUGCCUCCCAAGAGGAGCUGAAGAAAGCUUAUAGGAAAUUGGCACUGAAAUAUCAUCCUGAUAAGAACCCCAAUGAGGGCGAGAAGUUCAAACAGAUUUCCCAAGCCUAUGAAGUACUUUCUGAUCCUAAGAAAAGAGAUUUGUAUGAUAAAGGUGGUGAACAAGCUAUAAAAGAGGGUGGUACUGGAAGCAGCUUUGGGUCACCCAUGGAUAUAUUUGAUAUGUUCUUUGGAGGUGGUGGAAGAAUGCAAAGAGAAAGGAGAGGUAAAAAUGUUGUCCAUCAGUUGUCAGUUACUCUAGAAGACUUGUACAAUGGAGCAACGCGAAAACUGGCUCUACAGAAGAAUGUCAUUUGUGACAAAUGUGAAGGCCGAGGGGGCAAGAAAGGUGCUGUGGAAUGCUGCCUUAAUUGCCGAGGAACAGGCAUGCAAAUUAGAAUUCAUCAGAUAGGACCUGGAAUGGUUCAGCAGAUCCAGUCUGUCUGUAUGGAAUGUCAGGGCCACGGGGAGCGCAUUAGUCCCAAGGACAGGUGUAAAAGCUGCACUGGAAGGAAGAUUGUUAGAGAGAAGAAAAUCCUGGAAGUUCAUAUUGAUAAAGGAAUGAAAGAUGGUCAGAAGAUAACUUUUCAUGGUGAAGGCGACCAAGAACCAGGAUUGGAGCCAGGAGAUAUUAUCAUUGUCCUGGAUCAAAAAGACCAUACUCUGUUUACAAGACGAGGUGAAGACUUGGUCAUGAGCAUGGAUAUCCAACUAGUUGAGGCACUGUGUGGUUUUCAGAAGCCAAUUACAAUGCUGGAUAAUCGAACCAUAAUCAUUACUUCUCAUCCCGGUCAUAUUGUUAAACAUGGAGAUAUUAAGUGUGUACUGAAUGAAGGAAUGCCCAUCUAUCGCAGGCCAUAUGAAAAAGGCCGUCUGAUCAUUGAGUUCAAGGUGAUCUUUCCAGAAGGCGGCUUCCUUUCCUCAGAUAAGCUGUGUCUAUUAGAAAAGCUGCUACCUCCAAGGCAAGAAGUGGAAGAAACUGAAGAUGCGGAUCAGGUAGAGUUGGUGGACUUUGACCCAUCUCAGGAAAGAAGACAACAUUACAAUGGGGAAGCCUAUGAAGAUGAUGAGCAUCACCCUAGAGGUGGUGUCCAGUGCCAGACCUCUUAAAAUGGCCUCAUGAUUCCCCUUGUGCUGCUUACCCUGUAUGUCAGUUGUGGAUGAGUGAAGGACUAAGGUUGCUAAACUUUCUCUCAAACUUGCCAUCAUCCCUGUAAUAUUUAAAACAUAGUUGUUUUUAAAUCAAGUUAACAAAUUUAAAUCAGUAAAAUGCUACACUUCAAUCAAGUUGGAAUGAUGUUCAUAUUUCCGUAUGACCUCUUAAGGAAACUAGAAGCCACUUUGCUGUGGCUUUUUUUAUUUUGUGCAUUGUAAGUGUCUUGUGUGCAAACGCACUGGCUUAGUAUUCAGUGAUUUCUGUUUAGUAUUAUAAAUUAUAUUCCCUUUAAAGUAAUGCACAUGUAUUUAUGAUUCAUGUUUAAAAUGUGAAAUUAAAGUUUUGUAUUCAUCUGCUCCUAGAAUAAGUUGGUGUGUGUUGGGUGUAUUGUGGCUGGUUGAGACUUCACAAGACACUGUCCUGUGCUGGAAAGUAAAAGCGCCCCCCCUCCACCCCCAGCUUUAGCUAGAAUGCUGUGCAAACAUGCUCUGUUAAUGUUAUACAGGAUCUUAACACGGCUAAUGGGUGAAAGGUGUUGAAAAUUCAGCCUGCCUAGUUCUUAUGUAUGAUGAAGAUCAGAAUGUUCAGGCUGUGAACAGGAAAUACUUGGCACCUUGAACAAUGGCAACCAUGCAACUGAAAGCAGCAUGAUUAUUCUUGGACUAAAGGCAGAAAAAUAUAUAGUAUCUACAACUUUAAAUAGGAAAGGUGGACCAUUUGAACUUAUUAAUAUUUAUCUUUAAGUGAGCCUAUUAACAAUAUUCAAGUUCUUAGACUGCAUGAGUACUUCUAGAAAAUCCCUAACUCUGACACUGAACUAGUGUCAAAAUAAUUCCAAUAGUUUUGUGUGAAGUUUCUUAUAAGGGCUACCUCUACAAUUAGCCAUUUCAACAUGUUAACUGGUUUUAUAACUAAAUGGGAUAUAGCUUACUAAAAUGGCUUGAUAUUCCAGUUCAUAGCUGGGCCUUGAUAACUAAGCCAGCGGCUUAAUAGAUUCAAGUGCCUCUUGAGACUCAGCUGUACCUAAGCUGACACUUGAUAUUUUUUAUUUUUAUUUUUAAAGAAUUCCAUUGCAAACAUCCCUAUUAUAAGAAUGAGCCCGGCACAUAGCGCAUCAUGCUGUACAUACAGAGCAAGUGAGCUAACGAUAGCAGUCUAGUUUUUCACAUCCAUGACCUUAUAUUUGAGGUUUUGAUCUAUGACUUCUUUCUAGUCUCUAGUCUGGGGUUUGAUUAAGCUGUAUAGCAAAUUAUCAUGGUCCCUGUGAUAAGGAUGAGUUAGUUUAACUGAGUAUGUGACUUCUUAAAAAUGCUUGCAUAUUGUACUUUAAACAUGAGUUUCAACCUAUAGGGGGAAUAAAUACUGUCCUUACUUCUAA
Messenger RNA from Podarcis raffonei (Aeolian wall lizard), 2821 nucleotides. It is a transcript of the gene DNAJA1, whose product is annotated as DnaJ heat shock protein family (Hsp40) member A1. The record is from RefSeq and is a predicted model, not a curated record. NCBI's taxonomy places the organism in Eukaryota, Metazoa, Chordata, Lepidosauria, Squamata, Lacertidae. Gene Ontology annotation, cellular component: cytosol; cytoplasm. Gene Ontology annotation, molecular function: ATP binding; Hsp70 protein binding. Gene Ontology annotation, biological process: protein refolding; response to heat. The transcript is spliced from 9 exons. Bases 204 to 1397 code for a protein of 397 amino acids.